Leishmania braziliensis MHOM/BR/75/M2904 is the source of this 2064-nucleotide messenger RNA. Its product is annotated as methylcrotonoyl-coa carboxylase biotinylated subunitprotein-like protein. The record is from RefSeq and is a predicted model, not a curated record. Gene Ontology annotation, molecular function: methylcrotonoyl-CoA carboxylase activity; ATP binding; metal ion binding. Bases 1 to 2064 code for a protein of 687 amino acids. The transcript has a single exon. Gene Ontology annotation, cellular component: mitochondrion. Lineage: Eukaryota; Euglenozoa; Kinetoplastea; Trypanosomatida; Trypanosomatidae.
AUGCUACGCUGCACAGAUUGUUGCCUCCAGCGCAAGGUUGAGAAGCUGCUGGUGGCAAAUCGGGGGGAGAUUGCGUGCCGCGUUUUCCGUACAUGCCGUGAGAUGCACAUCCGCACUGUGGCGCUGUUCUGCGAGGCAGAGCGGAACGCGAGGCAUGUCGUAGAGGCAGACGAGGCCGUCUGCAUUGGCCCACCACCCGCGGUGAACUCGUACCUGCGCGGUGACCAUAUCAUCAGCGUGGCGAAACAGCUGAAUGUAGACGCAAUUCACCCCGGGUACGGCUUUCUUUCCGAGAAUGCGGACUUUGCUGACGCUGUCACGCGCUCCGGCAUUGAAUUCAUUGGCCCACCUGCGUCAGCUAUCUCGGCGAUGGGCUCCAAGAGUGAGAGCAAGCGCAUCAUGGAGGUUGCCGGGGUGCCUGUUGUGCCGGGCUACUACGGUGACAACCAGACUGCAGGCUUCCUCGCGGAGGAGGCAGACAAGGUGGGAUUUCCCAUUCUCAUCAAGGCGGUUUCGGGUGGCGGCGGCAAGGGCAUGAAGAUUGUGGAGCGGCCCGAAGACUUUGCCUUUAUGCUGGAGAGCGCGAAGCGCGAGGCGACUAACUUUUUCAAGGACGACCGUGUCAUUUUGGAGCGCUACGUGAAGCGUUCACGACACAUCGAGUGCCAAAUUUUUUGCGAUAAACACAGCCGAGGGGUCUUUUUUUUCGAGCGCGAUUGCAGCGUGCAGCGUCGGUAUCAAAAGGUCCUCGAGGAGGCUCCGGCGCCUCAUCUGUCGAUGGAGACACGACAGCGCAUUGGCGAGGUAGCGCUGCAGGCUGCGAAGGCAGUUGGCUACGUGGGCGCUGGCACAGUGGAAUUCAUCUUCGACACAAGCACUGGCGAUUUUUACUUCAUGGAGAUGAACACGCGAUUGCAGGUGGAGCACCCCGUGACGGAGGAGGUGUGCCGCAUCAAAGGUGCACCGCUGGACUUGGUCAAGCUGCAGAUCAAGACGGCCAUGGGCAAGCCGCUCACAUUUUCCCAGGAGGACAUCGCGCUGGUCGGCUCCUGUAUUGAGGCGCGCGUGUAUGCGGAGUCGCCGGAGAGGGGCUUUCUUCCCGAAAGCGGCCCGCUAACGUUUAUCCGGGAGCCGUUUCAGGGGGUGCGUGGAUCGACCCGCACCCGACUGGACACUGGGUUUCGUGAGGGCGACAACGUACUCAUCCACUACGAUCCCAUGCUGGCCAAGGUCAUCUCGUGGGGUCGCAAUCGUGAAGAGGCAUUGAAAGGCCUGCAGCAGGCACUAGGCGAGUACAAGGUAGCUGGCAUCAACACGAACAUCGAGUUCCUGAAGCGAUGCUGCGAAGCGUCGGAGUUUGCGCGCGGCGGCGUGACCACCAACUUCAUCAACGAUCACGAAAAGCAGCUGCUCACCGCUCCAGCUGUGACGCCGGAGGUGGCGGCCAUGGCGGCUACCGCUUGCCUGCUCAACCACUGCGAUAACUGGCGUGGUGCAUUCCGUCUCAACGGCGACACCAAGGCCACCGUUCACUUUUACAUUGACAGCAAGCCGGUAGAGGUGCGUCUGCACACGGAGGGCGCAAACUACCACAAGAUCUUUUUCAGAGUGGGAAAUCACGAGGGGUCGUUUUCGGUCGGCUCCGGCCCUGUGACUUCGAAGCACCGUGACCAGAAGAGCAUCGUGAACGAUUUCACCUUCCUCUUCGAGAAUGGCAUGCGCCACACAGUCUUGGCCGUCGUGACGGAAGGCGACGUAACAAUCAUUGGCAGCUUUGGGCUGCACCAGAUUCGCCUAUUACCGCUGACGGAUGGCUUUGGGAACGCAUCGAUGGGGGCAGGUGCCUCAGCGAAGAUCUUGAGCCCGAUGCCCGGCAAAGUGUCCAAGUUUAUCGCGAGGCGGGGCGACGUCGUCGAGAAGGGCCAGGUUCUCAUGAUUUUGGAGGCGAUGAAGAUGGAGCACCCCAUCAGGGCACUGCAGGACGGCCAGGUCUCUUUCUCUGUGAAAGAGGGAGACGUGGUCGGCAGCGAUCACCUGCUUGCCACCGUUGCGCAGAAGGAGUGA